GGCGUUGCCAAACAACUUUCGAUUUGUUUCUGUCGCUUGUGAAAUACUUUUUUGAUCGGGGUCUGAUCAGUUGAUAGUUUACUUAUGCUUUAUACAGAUUUCUCUACAGUAAAGGUCGAAGUCAAGCUGAAUAUGUCCGUGCGAAAAGAAUCAACAAAUCAAGAUAUUAAAAAAAUGGAACACAAGAAACCUGAAGUUAAUGACGACAAGAUACUAAUGAACUCCAUAACACAAGAAGAAAACACGGGCUCUGAUAUCAACAGCAAAUCCAAUCAUGUUGAUACUGAGAUAGGUACCCAAGUAUUUAACACAAAAUGUCACGCAACUGGUGAGGAAUGUCAAACAUCUGAUAAUAAAAAGGAUUCAUGUGCGGAAAAAAGUAACGAUAAGGAUGAUAUGAUAAAUAAAGUGAAAAUACACAAUGAUUCAAACAAAAGUGAGGACGACACAGAUAAAGAACAGAAAUCUGCUCUUAUCAAGGUUACAGAGGGGGAUAGUGAGGGAAAAAAUCAAGGUACGAAAGAUAUCGAACCAGUUGAUGUAGAAAAUAAAAAUAUAAAGGAAUCCAGCUUAGAUGGUGGUAAAGGAGAUACAAGACAACUAAGUUUUAUGAGUGCUGAACCAAAUGACGAUACUGACGAUAAAUAUAAACAAAAGAUUGAGACAGCUUGUAAUUCAGAGACAGUUUCGACGCAACAGGUGAACGUAAAGGACGAUAAAGCAAGUGACGGCGCAAAAGCUAAAAAUCCAAAAUAUGUAAAGGCUGAAGUUACCAAAGGCAAUUUUUACAACAAGAUCCAAUACGAACAGAGAGGCAAAAAAAAUAAGCAACAAAAUCAAAAUAGACUAGAGAUAACAGAUGAAAAAAAUAAAAGAGGUCAAAAAGCAAACAAAGGAGCUACUCCAAAUAAAAAAGAUAAUGCAGCAUUGAGAAAAAAAGCACACGAGGCAUAUGAAUUCUUUUGGAGAUCACACUCUCCGUACAGUCAGUGGUAUGAAAGUGAUUUCACUGUCGAUGGGAUCAAAUUUAACUGUGCAGAACAGUAUAUGAUGUACAGCAAAGCAAUAUUAUUUGGGGAUAAACAGACUGCAGAAAAGAUACUCAAUACCUCUGAUCCUCGUAAACAGAAGGAUUUAGGUCGACUUGUGGAAAAUUUUGACAAAAGCGUAUGGGAUGAUAGCUGUUCAGUCAUUGUUGAAUGUGGAAAUAAAGCAAAGUUCUCCCAAAACCAAGAGCUUAAGACAACUAUUCUGAAGACUUUUCCUAAAAUGCUUGUCGAAGCUAGUCCUCAGGACACAAUCUGGGGUAUUGGACUCGACGAAAAGGACCCAAGGGCUUGGGAUUGUAAAAAAUGGAAAGGGCAAAAUUUACUUGGAAAAGCAUUGACCAACGUGAGAGAUGAGUUAAUGAAGGUUGAAACUAGUCAGAAUACUGUAUGUCAAAAUACAGAAACGAAGGAAGAAAGAACGACAGAAAAGAGAAUGAAAAUAGCUGAUUCUGAUACAAAAAAGGUCGAUAAUGAAGAAAAAAGUUUAGCUAAUAACGAUAGAGCAGAAAAGAUAACCGACGUGUGACAAAGAAACCACAAAUGUAUUCCUUAUCUUAUGAAAGCAAUGGAAACUUAGAGAACAAUGGAGAAUUCAGAAUUGAAUUGAGACUUUAUAACGGAAACAGAUUUUGAUUCGUUUGAUUAAAGGAUUCUAUGACAAGACACAUUGAAGAAAGUACAGAAAUAGUUAUUCAGAAAAAGACGUACGACAGAUCUGGAAUAACGAAGGUUUAAAGCAUGUGAAAACAUUGAAACUGAAACAUAAAGCAAUUGAAAUGACAACUUUCACUUCACAGGGUUUACAUUAUAUAAUUGCAGCACUAGAUCCAAUGUUUUCCUGAUCAGCAAUCUUCAAAAAUCUUUAAAUUGUGUUACUUAAUUGUGUUUGUGUAGAAAGAAUCAAGUAUUUUAUAAUUAAUAUUUUGUUAAGCUCAAAGCGAAUGAAUAUCAUAAGUUUGACUGAAAAACAUCGAGAUUCGCGAUCCGUUUUAAUAUCUGAUUGAAAUGCGCUGAAAUGAUAUGAUAUUAUUUUUAUUAUUAACAAUAUUUAUAACUUAAAGUGUUUUGAACAGCGCACGUUUUACAUUCCAAUUUUUAAGAACGAUUUAUUUUUAUUACUUGCUUGGUUUGUAUUUAUGAUUUUUAAUUUAAAAAGUUUUUUUAUCUAUCUGUUUAUCUAAUAACCCUUAAUUAUAGUUUAUCUGUGCCAAAUUUUAAUUUAUAUUAAUUUUUAUGAUCUAACAUAUCAUAUUCCUAAGAGUUUUAUAAAUUUAAAGAUUUUAUACAUGUAUAUUUAUUUUUUAUCACAUUUGAACAUUUUAUUGUGAUAAACAUUGUGUACAACUUUUAAAUAUAGAUCUGUUUGUUUCUGUCUUUAAUAUAUGAAAUAAAGUCUUAAUAGAUA
Mytilus californianus (California mussel) is the source of this 2454-nucleotide messenger RNA. Its product is annotated as protein starmaker-like. NCBI's taxonomy places the organism in Eukaryota, Metazoa, Mollusca, Bivalvia, Mytilida, Mytilidae. The record is from RefSeq and is a predicted model, not a curated record. The coding region runs from base 85 to 1575 and encodes 496 amino acids. The transcript has 4 exons.